This is a messenger RNA of Pyrus x bretschneideri (Chinese white pear), 1600 nucleotides long. RefSeq lists its product as uncharacterized. The coding region runs from base 804 to 1415 and encodes 203 amino acids. The transcript has a single exon. The record is from RefSeq and is a predicted model, not a curated record. Lineage: Eukaryota; Viridiplantae; Streptophyta; Magnoliopsida; Rosales; Rosaceae.
CAUCUUAUUCAUCUCUAAUUUCCACCAUAUACUUUUCUAUGAUCUCAAAGACAAAAAAUAAUAGUUAAAACCAAAUGAUUAUCAAACAUGCUGUUAGCUUUAAGAGUUUUUUUAACUAAAAACAGUUGCUAAGCAUGUUUUCCGUUUUCAAAAAACAGUGAACAAAAAUAGAAAACUGAAAACGAAAUGGUUAUCAAACAGUCCCUUUGUAAAUCUUUCAGUCUAGGGUUGCAAAAACAAAACACAAGUUGUACAUCAAAGUAUUCCCAUGUAAAAAGGUAACUUAUAAUCAGUUUAUUAGCAAAUCCCACAAGAAUGCUGCACGGUCUGAUGAAGAAAUCAAAAUGGAAGUAGCAGUGGGAGAACAAAACACAUAGAACAGGCACAGGCACAUUCCAUAAUUUAUAUCCUUGCAUGUACAAUGUACACGUGGCAGGUCCAAAAGCGAUGUAAGCCAACCCUGGGGAUUGCAAGUAGCAAGUAGCAAGAAGCAGCAAGCAAAUAAGGGUUGUUUAUAUGUAAUCCAGCUCUUCAAGAAUCUCAAAGGGCUUAUAAUAACUCAUCAAAAUCUUCCACUCAAUCUCGCAUGAUUCCCCAAUAUGAAGCCUAAAGCAUUAUCAUUUAUAAUACUCCACUUCUGAUCUUGCACGCUAUUACUAUUAAUUUAUGCACAAAAGCAGCUUCCUCAAAAAGCAAUUCCACCUUCCCUCCAAUAUCCCAUACAGCAUAUAUAAACCACCUUCCCUUCACCAAAGAAUCCAUCAGCACUUUCUCUUUCUAUCUACAACUCUCAAACACACACAAUGACUCCUUCAAAAUUUUCUUCCCUUGGGUGUGAACUGAGGAUCAUACAAGCAAGAAACACUGAAUUCAAGACCACCGGAAACCUGUUUGUUCGAUGCUCUCUUUCGGCAGGAAACAACAGAAGAAUUAUGCUCAACACCAGAGAAAUCUCCGCCAAGUCUAACCUCGUUUGGAACGAGUCCGUCUCUUUGGAGUGCUCUGGAACCGAGAUGUGCUCCAUGGACAACAUCCUACAGCAAGAAACUGUGGUUUUCGAGCUCCGCUGGAGGAGCACUGUGCCGGUUUUUGGAAGGAUUGGAGGGUCACAACUCUUGGGCAGGACACAGGUUCCAUGGAAGGACAUCCUUGAAUCACCAAACAUGGAGUUAGACCAGUGGGUCACGGUGCUUCCAACAACUAGGCAUGGCCUUGAAGGUAUCAAAUCGCCUCAACUGCAAGUAGGAAUCAAGAUUCGAGUUCAAGCAGAUAAUGAGGAAAUGGAGAAAAAGAGGCAGAAAAACAGAAGGCUGAGUAGAUGGGAUGAGUGUGGUUGUGAAAGCGGUCAUGGUCACGGUUGCACUUGUCCAGAUUAUGAAAUUUUUGCACUAGCAGCUGCACUAGAGGCUUUUUAGGCACAAUAAAAUCGGCGUGUGUGCACAAAGAGGGAUUUUAGUUGGUGUAAACAUUCUUUGCUGUUUUUUUAUUUUGUUUUCCUACUAGUAUCGUACUCACCCAUUUUCUUGUAGGACUGAUGAUUGUCAAAAUUUAUCUUGUAAUUGUAUAUAUGAAUCAAACCAUGAAAGGAAAAAUCCAAAAA